CGUCCUGGAGAACGGUGGUCGCGAAUAUUUUUAUUCACUCACGUAUUUAUGUGUCCUUCGGUGUCAUCGACCAUUAACAAGGUCGCGUGUUGUGUGCUCGUCCAGAAAAAAAAUCAAAUAAAUUAAUAAUUAUAUAUAAAUAAAUCAAUUAGAGAAAGAAAGUUGCACAUUUGUACAACAAACAAUGUGCUCGAGCUUAGUUUUUUGAAAAGAAACAAACAAACAAAAAACCAGACAAUAAAUUGUUAUUUUUAAGAAGACAAAAAUGGAUUGGAUACGAACGUUGUUCUUCUUGGUUGCCAUUGCUGUCCUUGGUACCAUUCAGGAUGGUAUGGCAGAGAAAAAAAUCGUCUGUUAUUAUACUAAUUGGUCGAUAUAUCGACCGGGAACGGCAAAAUUUUCACCACAAAACAUAAAUCCAUAUUUAUGCACCCAUUUGAUUUAUGCUUUCGGCGGUUUUACCAAGGACAAUGCAUUGAAACCUUUCGAUAAAUACCAAGAUAUCGAGAAAGGUGGUUAUGCUAAAUUUACGGGAUUGAAAACGUAUAAUAAAAAUUUAAAGACAAUGUUAGCGAUCGGUGGUUGGAACGAAGGUUCGAGUAGAUUUUCACCAAUGCUUGCCGAUCCUGCAAGAAGAAAAGAAUUAGUUAAAAAUUCGAUUAAAUUUCUUCGACAAAAUCAUUUCGAUGGCCUUGAUCUCGAUUGGGAAUAUCCGGCUUUUAGGGAUGGUGGUAAACCUCAUGAUAAAAAUAAUUAUGCCAAUUUUGUACAAGAACUUUACGAAGAAUUUGAAAGAGAAUCUAAAAAAACAGGAAGACCAAGAUUAUUAUUAUCAAUGGCUGUGCCUGCUGGUAUCGAAUACAUUGAUAAAGGUUACGAUGUUCCUCGUUUGAAUGAAUAUCUCGAUUUUAUAAAUCUUUUAUCGUACGAUUAUCAUUCAGCUUAUGAACCAGCUGUAAAUCAUCAUGCACCACUUUAUCCAUUGGAAGAGGACAAUGAAUAUAAUUAUGACAGUGAAUUAACAAUUAAUUAUACGAUCAAUCAUUUGAUAAAAAGUGGAGCAUCACCAGAAAAAAUAAUAUUAGGAAUACCAACUUAUGGUCGUUCGUAUACACUUUUUAACGAAGAUGCAACAGAUUUGGGUUCACCAGCAGAUGGUCCAGGUAUUGAAGGUGAUGAUACACGUGAAAAAGGAUAUCUAGCUUAUUACGAAAUUUGUGAAAGUAUAACAAAUUCGGAUGAUUGGGAAGUAAUGCACCCUAAUCCUAAAGCAAUGGGACCAUAUGCUUUCAAGGGUAAUCAAUGGGUUGGUUACGACGAUGUUAAUAUCGUUCGAUUGAAAGCUCGUUUUAUAAACGAGAGAAAUCUAGGUGGUAUGAUGUUCUGGUCAAUUGACAACGAUGAUUUCCGUGGAAAGUGUCAUGAUCGCCCAUAUCCUUUGAUAGAAGCUGGUAAAGAAACUCUUCUAAUAGAAGACACAAGUAAUGUUGCACAAAAACCAAAAUCAUCAGACUCUCGUAAAAAAUUACGAGGUCAAAGUACAUCCAGUUCUUCACGAAGAAAAACUAAUUCUAAUAUCAGAAGAACUACAACAACAUCAGCACCUGUCACAAGAAAACAGGUAACAACAUCUAAACCUAAAUAUCGUACAAUUUCACGAACUAAAUCAACCAAUGAAGAAGAGGAAGAAGAUGAAGAUGAAGAUGAUCGAGAACUUGAAAGACGAUCUUACGAUCUUACGUCUUCCAUUGAAAAUCAAAAUGAUAAUGGUAAUGUUGUCAGAAGUACUGAUAAGAAAAAAAGACCACGAAAUAGAAAUAAAACGAGAAAUCGAUCAUCAACUGGUCGACGUAGAAAACCAGCAAGAAAUGAGGACAAUGACAAUGAUAAACGUUCAACUACUGAAUCUUUGAGUAACAAAUUGACAACACCUGAACCACCAACUACACCUGAUCCUGGAACUGAUUUUAAAUGUGAAGAUGAAGGAUUUUAUCCACAUCCACGAGAAUGUAAAAAAUAUUUCUGGUGUUUGGACAGUGGUGGUGCUGGUUUGGGAUUGGUUGUUUAUCCAUUUACUUGUCCUGCAGGUUUGGUAUUUAACAAAGCUGCUGAUUCUUGCGAUUAUCCACGUAACGUGGUUUGUCCUAAAUCAAAAACAAGUGAAACGACAACUAGAGCACCAAUAACUGCAGCAACAAGUCGUACAACAUAUUUGCACAGUACAACGCAACGUACAACUACAAGUAAAUCUGAUUCCGAAGAAGAUGAUGAAGAUGAAGAGUAUUAUGACGAUGAAGAAGAAGAAGAAGAAGAAGUUAAAAACUCAAAUGAAGAAGAAGACGAAGUGGAGGAAGAAGAAGAAGAAGAAAAAUUCAAACCUAAAAUUACAUCAACCAUGAAACCACUUCAAUAUAAAACCAUAACUAGAAAUAAACCAAGUACAACAAGUACAACCACAAGUACAACAUCAAAACCUGAAAAAGAAGAAGAUUUGAAAAAUGGUGAUCUUGCUGAGGAAGAAGAAGAUCCUAAAGUUAUCAAAGAAUUGAUUAAUUUAAUUAGAAAAGCAGGUGGUAUCGAAGAAUUAGAAAAACAAUUACACCUUCAACAAAAGAGUACAGGUACCUCGUCCAAUAACGAUCCUGUAACCCCAGCAACGAUCAGUCGAACUUUAUACGAACGUGUUUUGAAUCGACAAGCUAGCAAAUUAGUUUCUGGUUAUUCUGCUAAACUUGAUUACCAAAAUGGUCCUGGUAGAGCACAAUUCGAAGGUUUGGAUGAAAUUCCUGAAGUGAAGAGUCUUAGGAGAGCACAAAAACCGCAAUAUGUUACAAUUGAAAGACCAAAGGCAUCAACUAAUGCACCACAAUUGGAUGAUAAUGAUGAUGAUGAUAAUGAUGAUGAUGAUGAUGAUGUGGAAGAAGAGGAUGAUGACGAAUUGGAAGAUUACAACACAAAUGUGGCUUCAUCUGAAGAUGAAACUAUCAGCAAUCCAUCAGAAAUUAGUACCUCGACUCAACGUGUAACACCAAAUUAUGUUAAUAUUCGACGCAAUAGGUUUUCUACAACUACGUCCAAAAAUGAAAAUGACGUAGAAGAGAAAGCUGAUGACGCGGAAGAGGAAAUUCCGAUUCGUCGACGACGUCCUAACGGGUCUACCAAAAAUCAAGAUAAGGAAUCUGAACCUAAUUCAAAACCAUUCCGCACCCGUACGAGAUACAGUAAAAACUUUAGGAAUACGGAAGGUAAUAAGAAUGGUGAGGAAUCAUCGGAACAAUUGGAUUUGGAAGGAACUACGCGACAAACUGAUCAUCAUGAAAUUAACACGGCAACUACCAAAUCUAGAUAUAUCAACAUACAACGUUUCCGAAGUACAACUCAAAAAAAUUUGGCUGAUACCAAUGAUAAUUCUAGGAUCGAUGAGAUAACGACAGAGGGAUCAAUUGUUAAAAAUAAAAUUGAUAAAAUUGAAGAUGUUACUACUACUUCUACAACACCUAAGAUACUUUCAACGAUAACAUCAACAACAACAACAGAAGCAUCAACUACGACAGAGUCCACUUUACCCUCAGUAUCAGUGACAUCCAUUUAUUCAUCAUCAUCAUCAUCAUCAUCUUCAUCAUUAUCUUCAUCAUCAUCAUUAUCAACGAGUACAAGUACGAGUAACGAAGCUACAAGCAUCAAGAUAAAUCCUGUCGAAGAAACAUCGAUAGCAUACAAUCUCAAUAACAACAAUAAUUUGAUACCUUCAACAACAACGACCGAUUCACCUGUUAAACUCGUCGAAGAAUCAGCUACGGAAAUCCUUUUGACUACAGCACCAGCGAGUCCAAGUCCAGGUACACCAUCAUUAUUGUCAACAACCAGGAUAAUAGCAACGGUAUCGCAACCACGACCAUUCGGAUUUACUAGGAGAAGAUUGGGUAGUGUGACUGCUGACGUAACAACGACGCCAUUAGCGCCGCCAUUAGUGCCGCCAUUAACGUCGACACUAGCGCCGUCAUCGAACGAUCAUUCUAGAUCUAAGGUGAGUAUAACGACGUCGCGAAAUUCGACCCGAUCGAGCUCGUUUCUGAUAGGAAGAGGUCGAUUAAGAACAAGACAGGAUUUCUCAACAACUCGUAUUACCGACAAUAAACGGAUUAAUGAACAAGAACAAUUAGAAAAUCCACCAACUAACGAAGAAACGUUCAACAAAACGAGAGAAAUAACUAGUACGAAUAGAUCAAGGUCUAAUAACAAACGUAAAGGAAUUAAUAGAUAUAAUUCAUCGACGAAUAGUCCUAUUAACGAAGACAUAUCGAAAAAUACCAUAUCCCGUAGACGAAGUCGUACGACAGAAUCCCCAAGUACUACUACAAUUAAAACAAUCAUUGAAAAUAGUAAUCCAAGAAGAAGAUAUCGUCGUCCUUCCGUACAAUCAACAACUACGGAAAUAACCAAAUCUAACGAACUCGAAGACAGUCCAAUCGUUAGGAUUACUCAAGGAUAUAAUAGCAGAAGUAAAAAGUUUCGUUCUAAAUCCGAUGUCAAUUUGGAUAAGGAUGACAAUGAGAAAAUAACUAACAUUAGAGUUUUCAAACAAUCACCACCUAGCAUUAAUAAAGAAUUAUACGGUAGAACGAGGAAUCCUAAUAAGAGGAAUUACGUGGAUACUGAACAAGUAACUCAAAAGAUUAACGCAUCAACGGAAAAUAAUGAAAAAAUAUCGGUUCCUGUCAACGUCACAACAACAACGACAGCAGCAGCAACAACAACAACAACAACAACAACGACUACGACUACAACACCAAUUAUGACGACAACUAUUAAAGAUAUUGAACAAAGUACAACUGAUAGUUCAUUGAGUACCGUUCAAAUUACUGACAAUGAUACAACCAAUACCGUAACUGAUGAUUUCGAUGUGUCAUCAACGCCAAGUAUUACGGAAAUCGAAGAAAGUAACACGAGCGUUCAACCAGGACCAGAAUUUGAUACGAUUGCGUCAACUUAUUACAUUACAGAAUCCACAACUGAAAGUAAUACUAUCUCUACAGAUAGUAACGUCUCUUACGAGACCAGUUUAAAUCCGGAAGUGAUGUAUACCACACCAAAUAUUCUUAUUCAAUCGAUUUCUCCAACGAGUUACAAAAACAUGGAAACAAAUAUAAACGAAACGAAUUUGGAUACGAUCGAUUCGUCAGAAAGAAAGCUUAACAAUCAAAGAAGAAAAAAAGUUAUUCUUAGGAGAAGACCUGUAACGAUUGACAGUAACAAUAAUACUUCAACUACAGCUAUACAAAUUGAAGAAAACACGAAACAUCAAAUUAAUCGUAGACGAAAAGUAUUGAAACGCAUAAGAUUAUUAAAUGGCAAAUCUUCCACAGCAUCUUUUGAAACUUCAUCUUCUCAAGAAGAUGAAUUCAGUUCAUCCCGUUCAGAAGUAUCUUCAGAAAUGACCAUUUUCCAAUCGAAUAAUAUGACUGAUCAAAUUUCUACAGAAUUACAGUCAGAAGAAAUAGAAGAAUCUGAUAACGUAACUGAAAGUCUUUCCACAUUUGCUACCGAGUUUCCAAACACGAUUGAUUAUACUUUGACCGAUCGAUCAUCGGAUAAUAAUUUAGAAACUUCAACUAUGACAACAGAAAGUACAAAAGAUGAUAAUUUUAUUUCCAAUCCAACGAUAACUCAAGCAACAAUAAUGGAUGAAACGAUUACUGAAACUUCAACGUCAACUGCAGAAUCAACGAUUCCUGAAAAUGAAGAUCCAUAUUCAACUGUAAUUACAACAGAAGCAACUGUAACACCACCAAGCACUUAUGUAGAUAAUACAUACGAUCCAGAAGAAACUCGUUUAGCUACAGAAAAUGUAACAGCAACUAUUCAAACGACUACACCAGUCAUCUCACGAAAUUUGGAUGAGUCUCAAGUUUAUAGCAAAUCAUCUUCUUCUGAAACAAGAUAUGUGAGAAAAAAAUUUGUUCGCAAACGUCCAAUAUUGUUACCUGAAACACCGAACAGCAGAUAUGCUUUAAUUUCAAGACCACACAAUCGUGAGUUAUCAACAACUGAGAAAAACGAGAUUGACGUUAAUCAACUUUCUAAACGUAGGAAGAGUUUGUUCAUUCGUCGUCGACCUGUUUCAUCGACUACGAGAACUACAGAAGGUUUGGAAAUUAACAAUGAUGAUAAUAAUGAAACGGAAGAUGAAGAGGAACAAGAGGAUGAUGAUGUUGAUGAUACUACUACGAAGGAUAUCAUAAGCAGUGCAUCGAUUGAGAACGAAUCUUUAGAAUUUUGGAAACAUUAUACGAUACCUGCUGAAAGAUUAGCCAAUCAAAGAUCAUCACCACCUUCUGAUCAAAUUAAAAACACGUAUUUAACAACCGAACCAUCAAUUACAACAAUAUAUCCAACAACAGGUCCAAAAGAACCUGAGGAAUCUGAAAAGGAUGAUAGUAAGAUAGCUGGUAAUGUGAAUAAAUUUCGAUACGUGACGAUCAAUCGUAAACCAGAAUCACGAAGAGCAUACAAAGUUCCAAGUUCCAUUAAAAAUUUGGACAACGUUCAAGAAGAAAAGACAUCAACUACGGAAAGAGUAUCGUCAAGUAAACGAUGGUAUCCCAUAGAUGAUUCUUCACCGGAAGAAACGGAAGAAAAUCCGGAAACCAAGGAAACUGCAGCAAAGUUGAAAUUCAGUGGUUAUCGUCAAGCAAGAGCACGUUAUCGAAAUUACGAAGAAAAACUUCAGAAGGAUAGAAUUAAUAAAGAAACGGAAACAACACCUUCCUAUUUUGAAUAUUCAACGUCAAGUUUGAGAUCCCGUUAUCAAACGAAACGUCCAAUAACACCGGUUGAAGUUCCAGUUACGGAAACGCUCAUACCUGCUAAGAAAUUUGAUUACGCUGCUGAUGCUUUUCAUAGGAAACAACAAUCUUUAAGGACAACAACUCCACAACGGGCUGAUGAAGAUGAAGAAUAUACAACGAAAUAUAAAACUGAUGAUAAUUCUGAAUUACAAAAUUUCGUUGAUUCUGAACGAACAACAACGCCAUCAAACAAACCAUUGGUUACCAGAUUGGUAACUUCCAUUGCUGAAUCUGGGACUACAGAAAGACAAAAAAUAUUAAUCAAAACUAAAUAUUCAUCUUUAACAGCAACUACGAGAAUACCCGUUCAAAAUGUGAUCAACAAAAACCUUGAUUAUCCUUCAACGACGCAAUCGUUAAAAAUGUUGAUGACUGAGUCAACGAAUGAUCAAACGAUUACAACAAUUGAUGAUUCCAUCAAUGAAAUUCGUCCUGCAGUUGAAGCAUCGACUCUUCCGAUAGAAAGUGAAUUUGUUUAUCGUGCAAAUGGACGAUUUACAACGGAAUCACACGAAUCAUCAACUAUCCCGAUCGAAUCAGUCUUCAGCAAUCUCAUUGCUGGAGUUAAGGAACAUUAAUUGGAUUUAUUGUUGUUAUUAUUAAUAAUCCAUUAACGAAGACACGAUUCGAUAUAAAUUAAAUAAUAAAAAAUAAUCAAUUAAUAAAUACAUUUAACUAAUUUUCAAUUUAUCAUUCGUUCUUCGUAAAAGUUAAUGCAGACUGAAAUAUUACAGUAUUUAAUUAUAUUUACAUUAUAUCAUAAUCCAAGCGACUAUUAUUUUAACUAAAUACAUUAUCAACAUUAAUCAUGAUAAUUAUACGUAAGAGAAAAUGAAAAACAAAACAGUAAUCUGAGAGAAACAUUUUCAUUUGAAAAAUUCAUCUCCCAUAACAAUGCAAUUAGGGAACAUUAGACGGAUUCCCUAGAAUUGAUUAGAACGAUUGAAUAAAAAAUUCAUCUAAAUAUUUUAUUCAAUAAAAUCGGGGAACAUUAGACGGAUUCCCAGGAUUCAUCGUCAUGUGCAUUUAUCCUGAAGCAAAUGAAACAUCCUCAUGAAAACAAAAAAAUCAAUGACCAUUCCUUUCUUUGUAUUCUUUCUCUUUUCCUUCCCGACUGA
Polistes dominula (European paper wasp) is the source of this 7966-nucleotide messenger RNA. RefSeq lists its product as uncharacterized. Gene Ontology annotation, cellular component: extracellular region. Gene Ontology annotation, molecular function: chitinase activity; chitin binding. The record is from RefSeq and is a predicted model, not a curated record. Lineage: Eukaryota; Metazoa; Arthropoda; Insecta; Hymenoptera; Vespidae. Gene Ontology annotation, biological process: chitin catabolic process; carbohydrate metabolic process.